CGAAAGAGAACACAACGCCGCGCAGCCGGCAGGCCGGCCGUCGCCGCGUGGCUCGUUGGUACGCCCGCGAGCCGCGAGCCGCGACCCCGCGUACACCAUGUUCCGGCCUAAUCCGGCGACGUUACUCACGAUGCGAUGCGAGGCCGAACCUGGGGACAGCUGCAGCCUCUGCAGCUGGGGCCUGUCCUUAUUUAAACCCUGACGCCACCACCUUGUGCUGCUCAAGGAGUAGGGAAUACUGAAUAGUCAGUCAGUCGUCUGUCGUCUCUACCUCAUCCACCUGACGAUUCUUGAUUCUUGAGCUGUAACCAUAGAUCUGUGGGGGGUUUUUUUUUUUGGGGGCGGUUCUGAUUCAGAUUUAGUUUCCUGCCCAUGGUUUCUUCCCUCCCUCACCAGCAAGAGGCUGUCACUCCAAUAGAACUUAUGUACAACCUGUUCGUUGCCUCCUCCCAGUGCCUGGCCAAAGACUGGUUGAUUUGGUGUCAUUCUCUUUUAGCUGCAACUGCAGCAGGCUGUGAUCAUGGCAUCGCUGAGUGCCGACCUUUUCUAUGACAUACUCAAGCGUCUCGAUGCUGCAGCUCUGGCAAGAGCAGGCUGUGCCUGCGCUGAUUUUCGUGCCAUAUCAAAUGAAGAGGAUUUGUGGGAAAAUGCUUGCACAUCUCUGUGGCCAUCAACAAGACAAGAUGAUGUUAGGAGCUUAAUUGUUUCUGUUGGUGGAUUCAGGAAGUUCUAUGCAGAUUGUUUCACCCUUAUAUUGAACAAGGAUGUCCCUGUGGUUCAGACUAAUGAAAGUAAUUUCUUUGCUGAAGAAUGGGCCGAGUCUGACUACUACUACUAUGAUGACAUGGAUGAGCUUGAAACCUCAUUGCCUUCAGAUUUCGUAUCUUUGAUUGAUGUAUGGUACAAAGACCGUGCACUCUACUCAAAGGUCAUAUGGGGAAUUCCCAACUCAGACAGUGCCAAUGGAUGGUUCUAUAACUACCCAUUCCGGAUAGACUUGUUUCAACACUCAGCUGAAAACAAUGAGAACAAUAAUGGAGAGGUAUUCCUAUCCACCAUCAAUGACUUACCAUCAGUGCCCUCGAUAGAGCAAGAAAGGAAAGACGGGAAACUAUGGAGGGAACUGAAUGAUGGCAUAAAGUUGAGCUGGAUCAUUGUCAACCGGAAGAUGAAACGGGCAGUGAACCUAACGAGUUGGCACCCGCUGAGUGGGCAGAGGCACUGGCCAACCGAUACUGAUUUUGUUCUACGGUUCGGGUCUGUCCUUCCGGCAAAGGAGGUCCUGCCCUGCCAGGUAGCAGAAUGCAUUCUGCUGAUGAAAUUCCAUGUGACGAGCAUGGGCAGCGAGGAGGCUGGGGAACCUUCAACACUUGCGCUAACGGAACUGAGUAUGCAGAUCGAAGACAUGGGCGGUGUUCAUCUCAACGGGCGCUGCAGCCUCCUCCUUCUCAAGGAGGCGCUGAGCUGCCACCGGAGCAGGAACUAUGAUGAGGUGCUGGAGUCUUGCAAUUUGUAUCUGAAGGCACAGAGUGAGCUGAAAGAAGAGAAGAUACGCAGUGAGUGCCGGUUCGACACACUCUGUAUUUUCAGUGGCAUUACAAUAUUUGCUGCUAUCUGCACCAUGUGCUAUAGAAAAUUUUAGAAGUUUUGACUUUCUAGAUAAGGCUAGCUGCAGAUUUAAUAAAUGUUGUAGUGAUGCACAUGUUUGAGAGCUUGUAAACACAGCCUACUUAUUAUUGCUGGUUAUUAGUUCUCCUUAGAUAUUUCAUGGGGAAAAUAAUCUAAUGUCCUCAUAUAUGAAAGUGGAAAAUAUAAAAGUCUGCUACAAAAUUCAGUUAUUUCUACUAGUAGAGUCUAGUCACAAUUGGUUCAGAAACUACAAUAGAUCAUAGUGACUGUAGCUCAUCGAUCAUCUUCCUACUCCGUUUCAAAUUAUAAGAGGUUUUGGUUUUUUUAGAUUCAUGGUUUCUGUUAUGUACUUAAAUAUACAUUAUAUCUAGAUGCAUAGUAAAAGCAGUGUAUCUAGAAAAGUCAAAAUGUUUUAUAAUUAGAAACAGAGGGAGUACUUGAUAAUCCACACCACCAAGAUGACUAGGGUGUCAAAUCCCUAGCGACCGGACUGACCUGACUUGUCGACCAUCUUCCUACUUGAUAAUCCUAUCAUAUAGUCCCAUGAUCACUGCUGGACUGCUCAGCGGUAAGCCAGUAAAGAUGAUUAAACCAGUAGAACACUGCCAGAACAAUAGAAGCUGAAGUCUUAUAACAAAAAAUAUGUUCCAUACACCUUGGUGCCAAUGCAUCAUUACUUACAAAAAUCUCACUAGUAAUGCCAUUUGCACCAAUUUGAUUUUUAAGAAAAUAAAAAAGAAACACG
Sorghum bicolor (sorghum) is the source of this 2374-nucleotide messenger RNA. Its product is annotated as probable F-box protein At2g36090. The record is from RefSeq and is a predicted model, not a curated record. The transcript is spliced from 3 exons. The coding region runs from base 521 to 1642 and encodes 373 amino acids. Lineage: Eukaryota; Viridiplantae; Streptophyta; Magnoliopsida; Poales; Poaceae. Gene Ontology annotation, molecular function: protein binding.